CUCCCUCUCAUUCGCUCAGCUACUCUCCUUGUUGAGGGUGUUCCAAUCUGCCUCAACAGUACAGAUCAGUCCAGCCCCGCUCUCUCAUAAGAGCAGCGCAUGCACGUACGCUCGCACACUCACACACCCAACACGCAGAGAUACAGACUCACAGGCACGCUCACACACACACAGACGCACACGCAGACAGGCACACCGAGCAGCUUAAUCGACCAGCUCCAAGACGCAGCCAGAGCCAGCUAAAAGACACAGCCCCGUAGCAGCAGACCAGCAUGGAUGCACUGAAGAAAGGAUUCUCAAUGGCCAAGGAGGGCGUCGUGGCAGCAGCGGAGAAGACCAAGGCAGGGGUGGAGGAGGCAGCUGCCAAAACUAAGGAGGGAGUCAUGUAUGUGGGGAACAAGACAAAGGACGGGAUGGUAGCAGGUGUGAACACAGUGGCCCAGAGAACGACUGACCAGGCCAAUAUUGUCGGGGACGCAACGGUCGCCGGGGCCAAUGAGCUGUCUCAGCAAACAGUGGAGGGGUUGGAGAAUGUGGCGGUGAACUCCGGAUUGGUGAACCAGGAACAGGGACAGGAAGAAGCUGUAACUGAGGUGGCUGGUUCUGGUUUGGAAGGGAGUGACUUCUCACAGGGAGCUGAGCAGGCCGGACAGUAGGAGUGUUGGUCCUGACCUCAGUGAUCAGCAGCGGCCUCCCUCGUCUUCU
Messenger RNA from Salvelinus sp. IW2-2015, 705 nucleotides. RefSeq names its product synuclein-like. Gene Ontology annotation, molecular function: cuprous ion binding. The record is from RefSeq and is a predicted model, not a curated record. Gene Ontology annotation, biological process: synaptic vesicle endocytosis; chemical synaptic transmission; synapse organization. Gene Ontology annotation, cellular component: cytoplasm; axon terminus; neuronal cell body. NCBI's taxonomy places the organism in Eukaryota, Metazoa, Chordata, Actinopteri, Salmoniformes, Salmonidae.